AAGUGAGUGUUGGCAACAUUCAGGCUGCGAGGGUUAACACGCCCGUGUCGCAGCAGUUGUCCUUAUACUCGAUUCAGCCACUAACAAAACAAAAUAAAGUGUUCUUUCUUAGGUGCGCACAUGGAAAUAAGAUUGAGCUUUGAAUGAAACUGCGCGUCACCUGAGACAAGGAGGAAACAAGGGCGAGUGCGCAGAUUUUUUAAUUAAAAUAAAGAUGAUGGAAACGAAUGGGAUCGAGAUAAAAAACAACGGGAUGGAGGGGGAUCCGGACCUCCAGUUCCUCCUGCAGGGGGGAGACCUCCUCAAGGUCCGCUCCACAUCCUGGAAGAAGACUCGCUUCUUCAGACUCCUGGAGGACUGCAAGACCAUGUGGCGCGAAUCCAAGAAAACCUUCAGGAAGAAACAGACCUUUUCACUCGAUGACGUCUCAGCGGUGCGAAUGGGCCGUCAUUCGGAAGGCUUGAAGAAGUACACGGAGGAGCAGGUGGAGGGCCGCUGCUUCUCCAUCAUGUUCAAGAGCCACCGCAAGAACCUGGACCUCAUCGCCAGCUCAGAGGAGGAGGCCAAGCAGUGGGUCCAAAGCCUGGAGAGUGUGCUCUCCAAAAUAAACAACCUCAGCCGCCAACAGACCACAGAGCACUGGAUCUUCAGCUGCAUGAGGAAGGCAGACAAGAACAAAGAUGAAAAGCUGAGUCAGUCAGAGGUUAAGUCCUUCCUGCGUCUGAUCAACAUCGAAGUGGACGAUGACUAUGCAGAUAUUAUUUUCAAGAAAUGCGACAAAUCCAAAUCUGGAUACCUGGCUGGAGAAGAGAUUAAACAUUUUUAUGACCUGCUGACUCAUCGGGAGGAAAUUGACGUGAUCUAUGGAGAAUAUGCUAAAACCACAGGCUUCAUGAGCCCAGACAACUUGGUGACCUUCCUGAUGACGGAGCAGAGAGAGAAAACCUCGUUGGCCAAUGCGCACAAAAUCAUCGAGAAGUUUGAGCCAGAUGAAAGUGUCAAGGCGAAGAAGCUGCUGUCUAAAGAUGGCUUCCUCAUGUUCAUGCAUCAUCCGGAUGCCAUGGUUCUCAAUCCAGAUCACAGGGACGUGUACCAGGAUAUGAGCCAGCCCCUCAACCACUACUUCAUCUCCUCCUCGCACAACACCUACCUCAUGGAGGAUCAGCUCAAAGGGCCCAGCAGCACGAAUGCUUACAUCAGGGCUUUGCUGAAGAGCUGCCGCUGUGUGGAGCUGGACUGCUGGGACGGAUCCGAUGAUGAGCCAGUGAUCUACCACGGCUACACGCUCACCUCUAAGAUCCUCUUCAAAGAUGCGAUCAAAGCCAUCAAGGAGUAUGCCUUUAAGACGUCCGAUUACCCAGUCAUCCUCUCCUUGGAGAACCACUGCAGCGUGGAGCAGCAGGCGGUCAUGGCCCAGCACAUGAGCUCCAUCCUGGGAAGUGCACUGGUCACCACCCCACUGGGGGACGGCAUGCCCACAAACUUCCCAUCUCCUGAGGAGCUAAAGGGGAAGUUCCUGAUCAAAGGGAAGCGAUUAAACAAACUGGAGGACAUCUUCACUCAGGAUGCGGAAGCAGCUUCUGACACUGAAAUGACGGAAGAGGAAGAGUCUCUCGAUGAAGAUGAGGAUGAGACACAGGAGAAGAGCAAGAAAAAGCUGAAACUGGCGAAAGAGCUGUCGGACAUGGUGGUCUACUGUAAGAGCGUCCACUUCUAUGGCUUUGAGGAUGCCAGGAAAAACCUGAGCUUCUAUGAGAUGUCGUCUUUCAAAGAGGGAAAGGCCAUGAAGCUGGCAGAGAAGUCCGCGAAUGCUUACAUCCGCCACAAUGUGGAAAAACUGAGCCGCAUCUAUCCAGCUGGCUCCAGGACCGACUCCUCAAACUACAACCCAGUGCCCCUGUGGAACGCCGGCUGCCAAAUCGUGGCCCUAAACUUCCAAACGCCCUGUACAGACAUGGAUGUGAACCAGGGCAGGUUCCUGAUUAACGGUAAGAGCGGCUAUGUCCUCAAACCGGCCUACAUGAGGGACUUGGCCACGGAGUUUGACCCCAUCACCCUGACCAGGGGAGACUGGCUGAAGCACAAGACCCUACAUGUCAUGGUUAUAUCGGCCCAGCAGCUCCCCAAAAUCAACAAGAAGAAAUCCUCCAUAGUGGACCCGCUGGUGAAGGUGGAAGUCUACGGAGUGCCGGCUGACGUCGCUGAGAAAGAGACCAAUUCUAUUUAUAACAAUGGUUUUAACCCUACGUGGAAUGAGAACUUCCGGUUUGACGUGUACGUGCCAGACCUAGCACUCGUUCGCUUCGUCGUCGAAGACCACGACUCCACGUCUGAUAACGAGUUUGUCGCACAAUACGUGCUCCCUUUCAACAGCUUAAAACUGGGAUACAGACACGUGCCUCUGCACAAUAAGAACGGAGACCUUCUCCCCUCAGCUGGACUCUUUGUGCACAUCAUGGUCGUUGACGCUGAAUAAGACGUCAUGGACAGCGUGCCCUUCUGCAAGACGCUAGAAUCUCCUUCACACAGCCAUCGUUCAGCUGUUGAUGUUGUUUUUUUUUUCCUUCACAGUUUUGGUCCAUAAUUAACUUAUUGUUUUAAUUCCAGUAGCUUGUAAAGCUACUGUAUUAGUGAUAUAAAGACCAAAUUCUUGUCAAGGGACAGCGUCAAGUGUGUCAGGUUUAAACUUAAUAUUCCCAAAACUGGUAAAUUGGAAGGUCAGAUACAUGCAUGCAAAUGCAGGUUUGUCAGAACAUGUAACAAUGAAUCACAUCACUUUUUAUUCACAGUUGAUUGGUAUGUGCUGUACUAUAUCAUGUUCAGCUUGGCAUAUUUUUUUUUCAUGGACAGGUUGAAUCACUGAUGUCAGGUCAGUUUAAUCGAUUACCUAUUUUUUUUUUUUUUUUUUAAUUCAAAUAUGAAUUUUAUUUCAAAGUAACGUAAGCAAAUAUGAAAACAACUUGGUCUGUUUUCAUCAUUAACUUCAAUCAAAUAGGAUACUUGUUCCUGUAUCUUCAUAGUAUUUUUGUAAAUCAAGUUGAAUGCACUGUUAAAACCUUA
This is a messenger RNA of Mugil cephalus (flathead mullet), 3060 nucleotides long. Its product is annotated as 1-phosphatidylinositol 4,5-bisphosphate phosphodiesterase delta-1-like. Gene Ontology annotation, biological process: phosphatidylinositol-mediated signaling; lipid metabolic process. Bases 215 to 2476 code for a protein of 753 amino acids. The record is from RefSeq and is a predicted model, not a curated record. NCBI's taxonomy places the organism in Eukaryota, Metazoa, Chordata, Actinopteri, Mugiliformes, Mugilidae. Gene Ontology annotation, molecular function: phosphatidylinositol-4,5-bisphosphate phospholipase C activity; calcium ion binding. The transcript has 15 exons.